UCAUUUGAAUUUACACUGUCCACAUCUGUAUCUGUGAGGUCUUGGCCUUUUGUUUUGGACUUUUUGUAGCAUGUUUGUAUCUUUCUGGUGAAAAAAUGCCCUCUUGACAUGUGUGAAUUAUAGCUAAGAUAGGGAGUGGGGAGUGUGUGUGAGUGCAAAUCUUGAGAGGAAUAGGAUUUGCUGUGGAGAAUAACACGGUUUGAAAGAAAUAACAGAGAUUAAUUUUGCAAAGGGGCAAACAGAAUUUUGUGGGGAUCAGUUAAAACAAACAUAGAAUUCACGCAUUAACACCAUUCCCAGAUCUCAAGGCUCUCAGAAUUUCAGCUUUUUGUUGAGGCGAAGUUGGUGGAUUAUUGGAGCUUUAGGGGGGAACUUGAUGUUGUUUUGAGGAUAGAGGUUGCUCUCAGGUUGGUGAAGAAGAGCAGCCUUUUUGUAUGGUAAUGGUGGAUUUGCUUUAAGUGGUUCUGAUUCUGGGCCACUGUUUGGAUAACUGUAAAGUAACGUGUGGAGGCUGUGAAGUAAUGGGAAAAUGGAUUGUCCUCUGAAGGCAAUGAAAAUUGUCAAGAAGUGGUGGUGGUGAAAUCAAAGGAGUGAGUUCUAUUAUCAGAGUAUGGAAAGAGGGAAGUUUCUGUUCUGGAAAGUGGGAUUGCUGGUUUUGGCAAUGGUGGAGUGUUCUUAUUCAACUCUAUCUCCUUCCGGUGUGAAUUAUGAAGUCGUUGCAUUAAUCGCGAUAAAGAAUGACUUACGUGAUCCUUAUAAUGUCCUGGAGAAUUGGGAUGCUAAUUCUGUGGAUCCUUGUAGUUGGAGAAUGGUUACUUGUUCUCAGGAUGGUUAUGUGUCUGCCCUAGGGCUGCCUAGCCUGAGUUUGUCUGGGACCUUAUCACCAGGAAUAGGGAACCUCACUAACUUGCAGUCUGUGUUGCUGCAGAACAAUGAGAUUAUGGGUGCUAUUCCUCCUGUAAUCGGGAAGUUAGAAAAGCUUCAGACGCUUGAUCUCUCCAACAACAAGCUUACUGGUGAUAUACCCGAUUCUCUGGGGGAUCUGAAAAACUUGAAUUAUCUGCGGCUUAACAACAACAGCCUUACGGGGCCUAUUCCCGACUCUCUCACCAAAGUUGAGAGCCUUACACUCGUGGACCUUUCUUUCAAUAACCUGAGUGGUUCCUUACCAAAAGUUUCUGCUAGAACAUUCAAAAUCAUCGGAAAUCCUCUAAUUUGCGGACAGAAUUCUCAAAACAAUUGUUCUGUUGUCUAUCCGGAGCCGUUGUCCUUCCCACCAGAUGCUGUUAAAGAUCCAUCAGAUUCCGGAGCAAAACAUCAUGUCGCCAUUGCUUUUGGGGCUAGCUUCGGUGGGGCGUUUUCAAUCAUUAUAGUUGUUGGCUUGCUUGUUUGGUGGAGAUACAGGCGCAAUCAGCAGAUUUUCUUUGAUGUUAAUGAGCAAUAUGAUCCGGAGGUCCGGUUAGGUCAUUUGAGAAGGUAUACUUUUAAGGAACUCAGAGCUGCAACUGACCAUUUCAAUGCAAAGAAUAUACUGGGGAAGGGAGGAUUCGGCGUUGUGUAUAAGGGCCGGUUAAACAAUGGGACAGUGGUGGCCGUCAAAAGAUUAAAAGAUUAUAAUGCGGUCGGUGGUGAAAUUCAGUUCCAGACAGAAGUAGAGCUGAUCAGUUUGGCCGUCCACAGAAAUCUUCUCCGGCUUUGGGGCUUCUGCUCGACUGAAAACGAGCGGCUUCUCAUUUAUCCUUACAUGUCAAAUGGCAGCGUUGCAUCAAGACUUAAAGAUCAUAUCCACGGCAGGCCAGUAUUAGACUGGUCGAGGCGGAAAAGUAUAGCACUGGGCACAGCAAGGGGCUUGGUGUAUUUGCACGAGCAAUGCGACCCCAAAAUUAUUCAUCGUGAUGUCAAAGCGGCCAACAUUCUGUUGGAUGAAGACUUUGAGGCUGUGGUCGGGGACUUUGGAUUGGCGAAGCUCUUGGAUCACCGGGAUUCUCAUGUUACCACAGCAGUCCGUGGCACUGUUGGCCACAUUGCUCCCGAAUAUUUAUCAACCGGUCAAUCAUCGGAAAAGACUGAUGUCUUUGGGUUUGGUAUCUUACUUCUUGAGCUAAUUACAGGCCAGAAGGCAGUGGACUUUGGGCGUGGAACGAACCAAAAAGGGGUCAUACUAGACUGGGUAAAGAAGCUCCAUCAAGAGGGGAAACUGAACCUUAUGGUUGAUAAAGACCUAAAGAACGAUUUUGACAGAGUGGAGCUGGAAGAAAUGGUCCAAGUCGCACUUCUUUGUACUCAAUUCAAUCCUUCUCAUCGCCCCAAAAUGUCGGAAGUCUUGAGAAUGCUGGAAGGCGAUGGCUUAGCUGAAAAGUGGGAGCAAUCGCAAAACAUUGAGACCCCAAGGUACCGAUCUUUCGAACACCCUCCUCAAAGAUACUCAGAUUUCAUAGAGGAAUCAUCGCUUGUAGUCGAGGCCAUGGAACUCUCUGGCCCAAGAUAGCAUCCGUUCUUUUUUCUUCUUUCCUUCACGUUCGAUCGAUCGUCUCUAUCGUUGAGUUGUUAAGCUUGAAGAGUAUUUGCAUUGACUGCUGUCUAUAGUUUGUUGAAUCCAUGUAUUUCACCUGUAUAAAGAAAAAGGAAAGUUAUGUAGAAGCAUUCAGUUCUUUGUUCAGAGUAAAUGUAUUUAAAUUGAUUGA
Messenger RNA from Sesamum indicum (sesame), 2684 nucleotides. It is a transcript of the gene NIK3, whose product is annotated as NSP-interacting kinase 3. Gene Ontology annotation, molecular function: ATP binding; protein kinase activity; protein binding. NCBI's taxonomy places the organism in Eukaryota, Viridiplantae, Streptophyta, Magnoliopsida, Lamiales, Pedaliaceae. The record is from RefSeq and is a predicted model, not a curated record. Gene Ontology annotation, biological process: protein phosphorylation.